CGGUGCAAUGGCGGCUAUUUUCGGAUUAUCCCGAAAAAUUGCAUUGAAAGUUUGUUUACUGAAAUGCGAGGUGUUAAAGUGGUAUCCGAUAUUACCCACGAGCUUCGUAACAAACCAGAAAUAAUGGAUCGAACUCGUAUGUCAGCUGCCACUAGUUCUUGGUUUAAGAACUCAAGACAAAUUUACAAGCCACCGGUAACCGGUUGAAGGGGUAAAGUUACCAUUUUCUACUUACACCAUGGAUUUUCGGGUGGAAUCAGCAGUGAAUGCUCCCCAAACUUGCAUGAAUGGAAAGUGCAAUCCAGUUUCUAGAGGAAAUUGGUUCCUGUCGAGUAACAAAGCUUCCUCUUUAAUUUUCUGGACAAAUAAUGGAGAGGUCAUAGUGGACACUGAACAUCAAUCUCCAAUUUCGUCAUUAUGUAUUUCUCCAGCAAGUAACCCCUACAUAUGUUCAUGUAGUGACGACAAAGUAAUAAUUUGGAGUCUCAAUGAUUUUCACUCAGAAAAUAAAGAAUUUUGUAGGAAACCAAGUAAUGGUCUUCUUGUUGGGAUCAGCCUGGGUACCAUCAGAGACUGCUCUAUAAGCUGUGACAAUGAAUGGCUCGCUCUUUGUAGGGAAAAUGAUGUGUGGGUCGUCUGUCUACAGCAUGCAAACGGCAUCCUCUCUGCUGUCUCACACCAUAAUACACUAGAACCUACUGGUGAGCCACCAUCUCUUUGUUGCUUCUCUCCUGCUCUCCCAAAUAUUCUUGUCACCGCUGAUGAUUCCAAUUCUUUUAAGGUAUGGAAUGUUGAGUCAGGCCUAUUAGUUCAACGCUCAGCUGUUGGAGGUUGGCACCGCAUAUCUUACUGUGAGUUUGUGGGAAGUGGCACAUACCAUGGACACUUACUAGUGGGGACAAAUCGUGGAUCCAUUCAUCUUUUCUCCAUUAGCCCCAACAAACCUCCCCGUGAAUUAGCACAAGUUUGUGCUUUACCAUCUGUGCGUAGUUCGGUGUUAAUAAUAGCAAAAUCUAAUGAUUCAAACAAUGCAGGAGACUAUGAAAAUGGAAGGAAUUUGAAUUAUCUGAACGGCCAGGCGGAGAACCGUCUCGCCGGGCGUCCGCCAACGACUCCGCCAGGAGGUCUAGGCGAAAGCUGUGAGGCGGGCUGCGUCAUACUCAGCGCGCUCCUGGUUGACGCCGAGCCGCAGGACACCCCGGAGACUGUGGAGCCCUCGGAGCUCCCGCAUCCGGACGAGGAGGACCGCGCGGUUGCCGAGAUCCUGGCGCCGGCGCCGCUGCUCGUCGUCUGCACCAACCUGGGCCUGACCGUGUACGACUGUCACUCGUGGGAGUCCGUGGCCUCCAGCUCCUUCUCGGAUUUGCUGGACGAGGACUUCUCGCUCGUGUCCGUGACCUCACUGGCGGGCCGCACUCCGGACCAAGUCCGCUGCCUGCUGUGCUCCGGCCCCAGCGUCUACCUCAUCCGUGCGCAUCGCGCGCCCGGACCGGCAGCCGUCAGCCGCGAGCUGAGCUUCCUCGCGACGUCCGCGGUCGGUGCCCGGUCGCCGCUUCGUGCGCAGUUCUCAAAGCCGGCCGUGGACGCGGCCACGGCGGCCUACGGGGCGUCCUCGCGGACCACUCGCAAGGGCGCCGUUGGCACACCCGCGGCCCCGCGGCCCGUCAAGUCCUCGGGCUACGGCGUGGUCAGCGACGCGCGGCAGCGCUUCAUGCCCGUCAUCAACCGCCCCCGGCGCCCGCCCGCCGCGACCUGCGCGACCAGGGGCGCCGGGUGCGGCAGCCGCGGACUCCUGUCCAAGAUUGACGGCGACCUGAUGCGGACGGGCGCCGGGUGCGGCAGCCGCGGACUCCUGUCCAAGAUUGACGGCGACCUGAUGCGGACGUGGACACCGCCCCUGAAGCAGAGCGGGCGCGCGCGCCUGUGGCACGACUGCGGCGCGGGCGCGGCGGUGCGCCUCGCGUCCUCGGGGGACGGGCUGAGCCUGGCGUGCGCGUGCGGCCCGGGCGUGCUCAGCGUGCUGCAGUGGGCGCGGCCCAGCGUGGAGGACUGCGUGCGCAUCGCGGGCCACGAUGCGCGCGUCACGGCCGUCAGCUUCAGCGCGGACUCGGCCUGGCUGCUCAGCGCCUCGAGCGACGGCCGCACCAAAGUCUGGGACUGGCGGGAGCGGCGCUGUGCCCUGGACGUGGACGUGCAGGGCGGCGCCAAGGGGGCCAAGGGAGCCGACGGCCGCCGCGGGCACGCCGUCACACAGGCGGCCUUCUUCUACAUGGACCGGUUCAUAUUGCGCGCCGUGGGCAGCGCCGUGGAACUCUUCUGUCACCGCCUGCACGACCAGCCCCAGCAAGGGCUGGCCAAACCGGGGCUGGCGGGACCUCGCGGCUCACGGCGCGUCCGCAGAAUUGAAUUCCCGACGCAGGAAGUCAUGUGCUUCGCGGCGCCCAACACUUUUUACUCCAAUGUGCUGGUUGCGGGCUGCGCGAGCCGCUCCCUGCACGUGUACGACGUUGGCGCGGAGCGCUUCCUGGCCGAGAUCCGCGACGCCCACCCGCGGCCGCCGCACGUCCUGGCCCUCGUCACGCCCUCGGCCGCGACGAGCAGCGCGCGGGCCGCGGACCUGUUCGCCAGCGCCUCGGCGUGCGACGGCGCCAAGCUGUGGGACCUGCGCCAGGCCAGGUGCGUCCAGAAAUUUUCGAGGCAUCUGAAUCGUGCCCAUGCAUGUGGGCUUUCCCUGAGCCCGUGUUGCCGCUACCUGGCUGUUGGCUCGGAAGAUAAGUGUGUUUAUGUUUAUGACACACGCAAGAGUACUGAUUAUGUGGAUAAGCUGCUGGGUCUGAAUGAAGUAGUUUUAGAUGUGACUUGGAACUCGAGCAAACCACAACUUGCAGCUACAGCUAUUAAUAGUUGUGUUGCUGUGUAUGCCAGUCCUUGACAUUAUCAGGUCUUUAUCAGGAGACACAGGGUAAUACCUGCGAAAGGAUUUAAAGAGAUUUUCGUCGUAGGGUUGGAAAUCAACUUUAAUUGCGUUCACAACACAUCUUUGUUUUUUCAUAAAUUAAAUCCACAAACAUGGCACACUUAGUAUUUUUAACACUAAGUUGUAAUAACAUGCAUGCGUAAUCUUUGCAGAGGUACAUGCUGUUUGGAUAUGAUGACUGAAAUUCGGUCUACUCUAUCUACAAUAUGUUACACUGGUGAUUGGGAAGGCCUUAAUGUAUAAUUGGUUAAAAAUUUUCUGACUAUAUCCUCCAAAAUUAAUUUUGAGUUUUACUCUUCUUUCUAAUCAAAUAGAAAAUGUGAAUAUCUGAGUAAUAAUUCUGAUCAAUGCUGAUAUCACAACCAGAGUGCUAAGAGCAUUAUUGCACAGGUCAAGACAUAGGUAUAAACCCCUCCCCACCCCACCCCACUCAAGUCGUUGAGAAGCUUUGGUAAUACAUUAUACUUUACAGGCUGGGUUUGAUUAAAUCUUCAGCAAGAUCAAACCCAGUUCAUUACAGUAGGUGAAUAAAAAUUCACAGGAAGAGUAUAAGGAACCACUCUUUGUACCUCAGUACAAAGUGUGUUAUUAUACUAAAUUGCAUUUGAACACCAGACCAACUAAAAUGUUCUGGGCUAUCAACUCAAAAUUUUCUUUUCAAUACUAUAAGGGAUGCAAUAACAUCUCUGUACUACAUUACAUCAAAAUAUAUUAAAAUAUAUUCCCAAAUACGUAAAAUUACUACUAAGAAAUUUGUCAUUGCUUCAGAAGUACUAAAAUUUUGAACAACAAAAUUUGAGUCUUCAGCACAAAAUUUGUCUUCAGUCUUCAAUCAAAUUUUGCAUGAGGUAUUGACGACCCUUCUUGAAUAGCUGGCCUGUGCUCUCUUGGCUAACAAUCACUGCAAUAAUGCUUGAUGCAAACAUCUGUUCCAAUAAUUACAAGAAAAGAGACAAUGCUGCUACUGCUAUACUAUAACACAAUAAAUACAAUCGUUAAUGGUAUGCACACCCUCCAGGAAAAAUCUUUUUGUUUUGCAUUUUUACAGGAGAUGUAAGUCCUCUUUAAUAUACAAUACAAUAAAUACUUCUAUUACAAUUCCAUUUACUCAGUGCCACACAG
This is a messenger RNA of Frankliniella occidentalis (western flower thrips), 4099 nucleotides long. Its product is annotated as WD repeat-containing protein 27-like. Bases 239 to 2932 code for a protein of 897 amino acids. Gene Ontology annotation, molecular function: protein binding. NCBI's taxonomy places the organism in Eukaryota, Metazoa, Arthropoda, Insecta, Thysanoptera, Thripidae. The record is from RefSeq and is a predicted model, not a curated record. The transcript has 14 exons.